Messenger RNA from Triticum aestivum (bread wheat), 2009 nucleotides. RefSeq names its product 9-beta-pimara-7,15-diene oxidase. The record is from RefSeq and is a predicted model, not a curated record. Lineage: Eukaryota; Viridiplantae; Streptophyta; Magnoliopsida; Poales; Poaceae. The transcript has 3 exons. Gene Ontology annotation, molecular function: oxidoreductase activity, acting on paired donors, with incorporation or reduction of molecular oxygen; monooxygenase activity; iron ion binding. The coding region runs from base 341 to 1888 and encodes 515 amino acids.
GUCACCGCACACACCUCCUCUUCCCAAGACCCCACUACUCCUCGAGCAGCCCCGCCGCCACCCCGAUCCCCUUCGAGUCCGGCGUCCCCGCCUCUUCGAGCCCCUCUCCGCUUCCCCUCGAUCCUCCUCACCUCGUGCAUCGCCGCCAGAUCUGCGCCACGCCAGCCGCGGGCGUGACCUGCGUCUCCUGGUAGCUAGCUAUCGCCACCGCCCCUGGUCGCCGCCGCAGCUCACCCUCGUCGCCGGCCGGACCGUUUUCUGCAAGUGCUUAUAAAAGUGGCUACUCUUGCCUGCUGUUCUUCCAAGCAAAUUAAGCCGCGACUUAAAUCGAACCAUCCUGAUGGAGCUAAGCACCGCCACUCUCCUGCUCUCUAUCUCUGUCGCCUCACUGGCGAUUCUUGCGUCGUUGCUUAGCCGCAAAUCGGCACCAAGCUCCAAGAGGAGGCGGCCUCCUGGUCCACGGUGUCUCCCCUUCAUCGGAAGCCUCCUCCACCUCCUUACCUCGGAGCCGCAGGUCGCUCUCCGGGACCUGGCCAAGAAGCACGGGCCGGUGAUGUACCUGCGGCUGGGCCACGUCGACACCGUCGUGAUCUCCUCCCCGGCGGCGGCACAGGAGGUGCUCCGGGACAACAACCUCACAUUCGCGUCGCGGCCGAGCCUUGUGGCCACGGAGAUCCUAUGCUACGGGAACACUGACAUCGCCUUUGCGCCGUACGGCGCGUACUGGAGGACGCUGCGAAAGAUCUGCAUGGUGGAGCUCCUGAGCGCGCGGAAGGUGAGGCAGUUCGCGCCCAUCAGGGAUACUGAGAUCCUGUCCCUCGUUACGAAUGUCCGCGCUGCCGCCAGAGGCGGCGAGCCAGUAAAUCUCGGCGGACUGCUCGUGUCUUGCUCGAACACGAUCAGCGCAAAGGCCACGUUCGGUGAGGGAUGCGAUGCCGACCUCCAGGAGCAGUUCUUGUCUGCGAUCGGCGUGGCACUGGAGUACAGCGGGGGCUUCUGCGUCGGGGACCUCUUCCCGUCCCUGUGGUUCGUGGAUGUCGUCACUGGGGUGAGACGCCGGCUCUGGCGAGCGCACAGGGUCCUCGACGCCGUCUUUGAGAAGAUCAUCACUAGGUGCGAGGCGCGGCGGGAGGAGAAGAAGUCAACGGCGACGACCGGCGGCGGAGAUGAUGACCUUCUGAGCGUCAUGCUCAGGAUCAAGGACGAGGACGGCCUUGAGUUCCCCAUCAGCACCACGAACAUCAAGGCAGUCAUAGUGGAUAUGUUCACGGGAGGGACCGAGACAACAUCAUCAGCCGCCGAGUGGAUCAUGUCGGAGCUCAUGCGGAGCCCGGAGGUAAUGGCGAAGGCGCAGGCCGAGGUGCGGCGAACAUUCGGCAACAAGAACCCACGAGACCACGAGAGCCUCAUAGAGGGGCUGUGCUACACGAGGAUGGUGGUGAAGGAGGGCUUGAGGCUGCACCCGGUGUUGCCGCUCGUCCUCCCACGUGUCUGCCGGGAGACCUGCGACGUCGGCGGAUUCGAGGUCACGGAGGGCACCAGGGUCUUGGUUAACGUGUGGGCGAUAGGGAGGAGCGCCGAGCAUUGGCAGGACGCCGAGGUGUUUAGGCCGGAGAGGUUCGCGGAUAGCACGGCGACAGACUACACCGGCACGCGGUACGAGUACUUGCCGUUCGGCAGCGGGAGGAGGAUGUGCCCCGGCGGCAACUUUGCGAUGGCCACGCUGGAGCUCACUGUGGCACGGCUUCUCUACUACUUCGACUGGAGCCUCCCCAACGGGAUUCGACCGGAGGAGCUCGACAUGGACAUGAUCGUCGGCGCAACGGCAAGAAGAAGGAACCAACUGCACCUAAUUGCAGUGCCCUAUAAUGUCCCAAUCGAUCUUUAAAGCCGAUGUUUGUGACAAGUUAACUUUCGUUCUUCUGCCAUGUGGGAUGAAUGUCUAUAUAUGUCUUAUUUUUAUGCAAUGUAAUGGACAAAUAAAUAAUUUCGGCAGAUAACAUUGUAUA